Musa acuminata AAA Group (dessert banana) is the source of this 1731-nucleotide messenger RNA. Its product is annotated as cocosin 1-like. The transcript is spliced from 4 exons. The record is from RefSeq and is a predicted model, not a curated record. The coding region runs from base 34 to 1476 and encodes 480 amino acids. Gene Ontology annotation, molecular function: nutrient reservoir activity. Lineage: Eukaryota; Viridiplantae; Streptophyta; Magnoliopsida; Zingiberales; Musaceae.
CACGCGUUAGUCGUAGUACGCACAAGAAAAGCCAUGGCGGCCUCCUCUUUAGCUGCUUUGUUCUCCAUCUCCCUUUUGCUUCUGCUCCUGUGUCAUGGCUCUCUCGGCUUCGGUCAGGGAGGGUGGGGAAGCGCGCACCGGCUCGGAGCUCAGCAAGGCGAGUGCCAGAUCGAGCGGCUGAACGCUCUCAGCCCCACCCUGAGUGUCCAGUCGGAGGCCGGCGUCACGGAGUACUUUGACGAGAACAACGAGCAGUUCAAGUGCGCCGGAGUAAACGCUUUUCGCCGUACUCUUCAGCCGAGAGGCCUCCUCCUCCCCUCUUUCUCCAACGCCCCUCGCCUCGUUUACAUCAUCCAAGGCAGGGGUAUCGCUGGAAUAGUGAUCCCUGGUUGCCCAGAGACGUUCCAAUCUUUCCAGGAAGAACGUUUCCAGGAAGGGCAACAAGCCCAGAGUUCCCGAGACGAGCAUCAGAGAAUCCUCCACUUCCGGGAGGGAGACGUCAUCGCGUUGCCCGCUGGAGUCGCUCACUGGUGCUACAAUAACGGUGACAGGCCAGUUAUUGCCAUCACCGUCGUCGACAUCAGCAACAACGCAAACCAACUAGAUCGGAACCACAGGGAAUUCCUACUUGCUGGAAAACAGAGGAGCGGCCGAGAAACAUCCGGAGGCAAAUGGCAGGAGACGUCGGGUAAUAACGUCCUUAGCGGGUUCGACGUCGAGUUGCUUGCCCAGGCCACGGGUCUGAGCGGGGAUACAGCGAGGAAGAUCCAGGGCAAGGAUGACGAGAGGGGUGAGAUGGUCCGAGUUGAGAAGGGUCUCGAGGUGCUGAGGCCGUCGAGCAGAGAGCAGAGGGAGAGCGAGAGAGAGAGAGGUGAGAGAGAGGAGGGUGAACGGGAGAGAAGCCUUCCCAACGGCCUGGACGAGACCUACUGCGCCAUGAGAAUCAUGGAGAACAUCGCUGAUCCCGCACGUGCUGAUGUGUACACCCCGCGCGGCGGAAGCAUUACGACUCUCAACAGCCUGAAGCUCAAUAUUCUCAGAGAGAUCCAGUUGAGUGCCGAAAGAGUCGUCCUCUACAGGAAUGCCAUCUUAGCGCCCUACUGGAACAUCAACGCACACAGCAUAAUGUAUGUCACUGGUGGACGCGGCCGGGUCCAGAUCGUCAGCGACCAGGGACGAACAGUCUUCGACGGCGAGGUCCGGCAAGACCAGCUGCUGAUCGUGCCCCAGAACUACGCGGUGAUUAAGCAGGCACAGGGCGAAGGCUUCCAGUGGACAUCCUUCAAGACCAACGGCAACGCCAUGGUGAGCCAGAUCGUGGGGAAGGCAUCGGUCCUCCGGGGAAUGCCGGAGGAGGUGCUUAUGAACUCUUACCGGAUCUCUAUCCAGGAAGCGAGGCGGCUCAAGUUCAACAGGGGGAAUCAGAUGGCAAUUUUCUCGCCGAGGUCCGCGAGAAGAGGACAUUAUGAUGUGUGAAACGGCAAGGGGUAACUGAGUUAGCUAUAUAUAUAUAUAUAUAUAUAUAUAUAUAUAGAGAGAGAGAGAGAGAGAGAGAGAGAGAGAGAGAGAGAGAGAGAGAGAGAGACUUCGCGAGCUUAGACGAAGUCUGGAGUUUAACAUAAAUAAAGCUCUAACGUCCAGUGAGGAGUCAAUCUCGUGUAGCACGCCUUAUGUACGAUGUAACAAUAAUAUGCAUAAUUCUCCUAAUGGACGACUCGCAAUUGCAGUACA